Panicum virgatum (switchgrass) is the source of this 2883-nucleotide messenger RNA. RefSeq names its product achilleol B synthase-like. The record is from RefSeq and is a predicted model, not a curated record. NCBI's taxonomy places the organism in Eukaryota, Viridiplantae, Streptophyta, Magnoliopsida, Poales, Poaceae. The transcript is spliced from 18 exons. Gene Ontology annotation, cellular component: lipid droplet. Gene Ontology annotation, molecular function: intramolecular transferase activity. Gene Ontology annotation, biological process: triterpenoid biosynthetic process. Bases 754 to 2523 code for a protein of 589 amino acids.
CGGGUAUCCGCGGGUUUGGUUUUGGUGAUGGAUUUCCACCCGAAUCGGUUUCGGGUUCGGAUUCGGGUUUCAAUUUCGGAUUUCGAUUUUGGGUGCACGGAGACUCAACCCGAUCCGAACCCGACCCGUUGCCAUUCUUAGCCGGCAUUUUGGGCCGGGUCCAUGGGCCAGCCGGUCAGGAUACAGCAGCGCGCUGUCACUGUCACUGUCAGUGGUCGAGCGGUGAGUCUCGCGGCGGCGGAGGAAGAGGAAUGUAUCGCCGGCUAGAGGGCCCGCUGCGGGGCGGGGAGGAGACCCUCGUGGAGGCCGCGUGUGAGGCAGCGCGGGUGGGGGGCUGCCAUUGCGGCGAGAGCGGUCGCCAGGGAAGCCGUUAGAACGCAAGUCGCAAGUGUGCAAAGCAAAGCAGCCACCAACGACGGGAUCUGCCACGCAUCAAGCUUCAGAAGGAUGAGCCAGUCACUGAAGAAAUUGCACUGAACUCCUUGAGGCAAGCUCUGGAUCAGUUCUCUUCACUGCAAGCGAGUGAUGGGCACUGGCCCGGUGACUUCAGCGGGGUCAUGUUCAUAAUGCCCGGCUUGGUGCGCCUUUCCUACUUUUCUACACACAACACACCUAUGUAUAUUUGCUUUGCACGUCACUAAUUCACUGAACGUUGUUGUAUCACCGGAACAUCGCCGUGAGAUAUGCCGCUACAUCUACAAUCAUCAGAAUGAAGAUGGUGGAUGGGGCACACUUAUCUUGGGCUCAAGCAGCAUGUUUGGAACAUGCUCAAACUACAUCACCUUGAGGCUUCUUGGUGAGGAACCAAACGACGAGGACAGUGCAUUGGCUAAAGGGCGUGCUUGGAUUUUAUCCCAUGGUGGUGCAACUUUAGUGCCCCAAUGGGGAAAGAUAUGGCUUUCGAUACUUGGAGUGUAUGAUUGGUCUGGAAAUAAUCCAAUUUUCCCUGAACUAUGGUUGGUUCCCAGGUUUCUGCCAUUUCAUCCAGGGAAGUUCUGGUGUUUAACCCGUAUGGUGUAUCUGCCAAUGGCUUAUCUUUACGGCAAGAAAUUUGUUGGGCCGAUUACACCAACUAUACUGGCACUAAGAGAGGAGAUUUAUGGCACUUGUUAUGGCAAGAUCGAUUGGAGCAAGGCCCAUAACGCCUGUGCAAAGGAGGAUCUCCUCUGUCCACGUACAGACUUGCAGAAUGAUGUUUGGACCUCACUCUACAGGUGUGUGGAACCAGUGUUUAGCAGUUGGCCUGUCAACAAGCUGAGAGACAAAGCCCUGGACAACCUCAUGGAGCAUAUACAUUAUGAAGAUGAGAACACUCAGUAUGUUUGCAUAUGCGCUGUGAACAAGGCUCUAAACAUGGUCUGCUGCUGGGUAGAAAAUCCAAAUUCAAAUGCAUUCAAGCACCACCUUGCAAGGAUUCCUGAUUUCUUGUGGCUUUCAGAAGAUGGCAUGAAGGCACAGGUAUAUGAUGGCUGUCAGAGCUGGGAGACAGCAUUCAUAAUUCAAGCAUUUUGUGCAACGGAUCUUGUCAACGAGUAUAUUCCAACUAUCCAGAGAGCCUAUGAGUUCAUGAAACAUUCACAGGUUCUGAGGAAUCAUCCUGGUGACCAAAGUUACUGGCAUCGCCAUAGAUCGAAGGGAUCAUGGACUCUUUCAUCUGCAGACAACGGAUGGGCUGUAUCUGACACUACAGGAGAAGCUCUUAAGGCUGUACUUUUGCUGUCAAACAUUGCAAGCAACCAUAUUGGUGAUCCGAUAGAAAGAGAAAGGCUGUAUGAUGCUGCCGAUUGCCUUUUAUCUUUUAUGAACAAAGAUGGUACCUUUUCUACAUACGAGUGCAAAAGAACUUCUUCUUGGAUAGAGAUUCUAAAUCCUUGUGAGAGUUUUCCCAAUAUGGUCGUUGAUUAUCCUUACCCAGAAUGCACUUCCUCCGUGCUUCAAGCUCUGAUACUGUUCAAAGAGUUAUACCCUAGUUAUCAUACAGAAGAGAUCAAUGAAUCUAUCAGAAAGGCAGCAAUAUUUAUUGAGAGCAGACAAAAGGAAGAUGGUUCCUGGUUAGGCACUUGGGGUGUAUGUUUUACCUAUGGGGCCUUCUUUUCGAUUAAAGGUUUAGUUGCUUCUGGAAGAACAUAUGAGAACAGCUCUUCCAUCAGGAAAGCUUGCCAAUUUUUAUUGUCAAAGCAGCUCAGUACUGGUGGAUGGGGAGAAAGCCAUGUAUCAAAUGAAACAAAGGUUUAUGUGAACAUUGAAGGUAGCCGCGCUCAUGCAGUCAAUACAGCUUGGGCUAUGCUGGCUUUAAUUUAUGCUAAACAGUUUGAACGAGAUCCAACACCACUGCAUCAUGCUGCAAAAGAAUUGAUCAAUAUGAAGUUGGAGACAGGAGAGUUUCCCCAACAAGAACAUGUGGGAUGCUUCAACUGCUCCCUUUUCUUCAAUUACCCAAACUACCGUAACAUAUUCCCCAUUUGGGCUCUUGGGGAAUAUCGUCGCUGUCUUCGUGCACACAAGAUUAAUGGGUCCAUGUGAGUGUGAACAUACGAACUACAAAAGAUGUGAAGGUGUAAAGCUGUUUCCAUGUAUCAGCGUAUCACAUGCAUAAUACGAGACUGAUGCUAGCUAGUUGGAGUGUUGGACUGUUGCAUCAGCAUUCAGCAGUGUAGUACUGUAGUGACGCAUUACAGAAGAACAUGAGAUGGAAGGAAUCAAGUAGCAUAUCCGUGUCAUCAGCUUUAAUUUUAUUCCGUGUCUUUUCGUGACGUGGAGGCUUAUGUAAGAAGUUUAGUUACAGUUCACUUCAUGUCUUUGGCCUGUCAUCCAUGUCUAAUUUGUACUGCCUACCCUUGCAAUUUGCAAGAAUUAUACGUGUCCAUACUUUUCGUUAAAAAA